Messenger RNA from Cinara cedri, 363 nucleotides. The record is from the annotation of a GenBank genome assembly. Lineage: Eukaryota; Metazoa; Arthropoda; Insecta; Hemiptera; Aphididae.
AUGGUUUCAUUGGCGAAGAUUAAAUUAUCGAAAUUAAAUGUCCUUUUUCAGCUAGGAAUUAUUCUGAUUUAUUUGAUGCUAUCAACUCAGGAAAAGUAAUAUCUCAAGGCUCUAGAUUUUCUUUAAAACAUAAUAUUUUUAAAAAAUGUUUAAUUUUCACAGAUUCCUUUUUGUUUUAGAGACGAAAAAAUAUCGUUCAGUUAAAAAGAAUCAUAAUUAUCAUUAUCAGAUUCAAACCCAAUUACAUGUAACCAAAAGAAAAGAAUGUCAUUUUUUUAUGUACUCGAGAAAUCGGCAUCAUAAUAUAUGUACCACUAAUGAUGAUAACUUUUGGUAUCAAAAAAUACGAUCUCAAAUACAUUU